Messenger RNA from Pelecanus crispus (Dalmatian pelican), 1254 nucleotides. The record is from RefSeq and is a predicted model, not a curated record. NCBI's taxonomy places the organism in Eukaryota, Metazoa, Chordata, Aves, Pelecaniformes, Pelecanidae.
AUGGGAGGAGAUAAAAGGAAACAAGACUUGCUCUUUGGCAUCAAAGCAACAUGUAAUGAUGGCAAGUUCACAGAGUUCUUUGCACAAUGUGGCUGUGAGAACAAAGUGCUUUACUCUUGGGCCACCUCUCCUCCUGCCAGAGAAGCACCGACUGCAUUGCUUUCCCCAACCUUCAAUGACAUUGUAGCAGAGGAGGCUGCAGAUCUGGCUCUUCACCAGAUCAAUGUUGACCCAAAAAAAGGGCUACAUAGUCUCUACCGAAUUUUCAGUGUCCGAGAACAUCCUCAGGAGAUCACUGGUUCUGUCUUCUAUCUCAUCUUGGAUGUAGUAGAUACUGAAUGCCAUGUACUCAGCAAAAAGUUGUGGAAGAACUGUAUGGCCAGGUUUGCUCAUACAGCUAUUUAUGGUCAAUGCAAAGCAAUUAUCUGCGUUAAUCAGGCAAGAAAUACUGCUCAUCUGAAUACUUAAGAGGACAUGUUACAACCAGUUCCACCCAGAUAUAUUUGGACAGUAUGUCCUGACUGCCCAGUUGAUGACUGUCCAACUGAGCCCAAAUAUUUGGAGGCUGCUGUUCAAAGCCUUGCCAAGUUCAAUGAUAGUGAGCACACUCAUUAUUUCUCUGUCCUCAAUGUCACAAGAGCUUCAAUGCAGUGGGUUGUAGGCCCUGCAUAUUUUGUAGAGCUUUUAAUUCAGGAGACGUCCUGCUCCAAAAAGGACACGAUUGCUGACAUCUCCAAGUGCAAGCCACUUUCACUGGAACUAUCUCAAAUAGAUUCCUGCAAAGGUUCUGUAGUAAACAGUCACUUGGAAAAUGAGCAGUUUGUCACAAUAUCCUGUGAAAUCUACAGUCUGCAGGAUCCUGCCACUGAAGAGAGGAAACAGCAAGCUAAUCAGACACCUGGAAAAUCCAGCCAGAAUCAACAAGAUUUCCCUUCAGAAACCAAUCCUUUCUCCCCACACCUAGAAAAAACAGUGGGCUGCUUUAAAAUUCUAUCCCCUUCAACUGAGGACAUCUCUUUCCAAAACCUACCAGAAAGUCAAAAUGAACAUAAAGAUGGAAAGCCAUUUCCACCUGAGGCUGUAGGAUUUACACCCAGUCUUGAUGAAGAAAACAAACCAGAUUUGACCAAACCAGUCACUGGACCAGUUAUUCUCCCUUGUCCUGAAGCUUUAUCAGACUCAUGCCCAGGAGAAGCAAAGGAGAUAAAUUCCAUCCUCCAGCCUUUGCUGCCUAAAAAGCCUACCAAAGUCUAG